Messenger RNA from Chiloscyllium plagiosum (whitespotted bambooshark), 9421 nucleotides. NCBI's taxonomy places the organism in Eukaryota, Metazoa, Chordata, Chondrichthyes, Orectolobiformes, Hemiscylliidae. The record is from RefSeq and is a predicted model, not a curated record.
GAGAGAGAGACGGGAGAGGGAGGGCGCAGCUCCGGGAACGCACUGAGGUCAGCAGAGACACUGGGAUCCGCUCGGUGCCCGGUAUCAGGCUCCCUCCUCCUCCCGGGGCAGUCAGUCAGGCAGGCAGCAGCAGCAGCAGCAGCAUCAGCACCACUGGCGAUGGAGUGAAGAGCCCAAUCUCCAGCAGCAGGGCCGUGCUCUGACCAAGACAAGGACAGAUCAGCUAAGCCUCUCUGUGGAGAGCCUCCCGGAAACAAGAUGGCCGGUGCCUCAGUGAAGGUGGCGGUGAGAGUCCGGCCUUUCAACUCCAGAGAGAUCAGCCGAGAGAGCAAAUGCAUUAUUCAGAUGUCAGGGAACACAACAACAAUCGUUAAUCCAAAGCAGCCCAAGGAGGCCCCGAAAAGUUUCAACUUUGACUAUUCCUACUGGUCCCACACCACGCCGGCCGACAUCAACUAUGCCUCCCAGCAGCAGGUGUACCGGGACAUUGGGGAAGAGAUGCUGGAACAUGCCUUCGAAGGAUACAACGUCUGCAUCUUUGCCUAUGGACAGACUGGGGCAGGGAAGUCCUAUACCAUGAUGGGCAAACAGGAGAAGGAGCAGCAGGGAAUUAUCCCACAGGUCAGUUACAUGGAAAUUUACUGUGAACGUGUGCGAGACUUACUAAACCCCAAGACCAAAGGGAACCUUCGUGUUCGGGAGCACCCCAUCCUCGGCCCUUAUGUGGAGGAUCUCUCCAAACUUGCCGUCACCUCCUACAAUGACAUUUCAGACCUCAUGGAUUCUGGCAACAAAGCUAGGACUGUGGCUGCUACGAACAUGAACGAGACGAGCAGUCGAUCUCAUGCUGUAUUCAACAUCAUCUUCACACAGAAAGCACACGACACUCCAGAAACAUCCUCUGAGAAGGUUAGCAAAAUCAGUUUGGUUGAUCUCGCUGGAAGUGAAAGAGCUGAUUCCACAGGAGCAAAGGGAACACGAUUAAAGGAAGGUGCAAAUAUCAAUAAAUCCCUUACGACCCUGGGCAAAGUAAUUUCCGCACUGGCGGAUGUGGAUUCUGGAUCAAACAAGAACAAGAAAAAGAAGAAAACCGAUUUCAUCCCAUACAGAGAUUCGGUGCUGACAUGGUUACUCCGAGAAAACCUGGGGGGAAAUUCCCGAACUGCCAUGGUGGCAGCCCUGAGUCCAGCUGACAUCAAUUACGAUGAGACGCUAAGCACCUUGAGGUAUGCUGACCGUGCGAAACAGAUCCGGUGCAAUGCAGUCAUUAACGAGGAUCCCAAUAACAAGUUGAUCCGGGAGCUGAAGGAUGAAGUGUCCAGACUGAGAGACCUGCUUUGUACCCAGGGACUGGGUGACAUUAUCGAUCUGACUCCGGUGCCCGAUGACAAAAGAACUGGAAGAAAAUACGUGAACGAUUUAGAGAAUAAUAACCGUAAUCGCAGAAUAGCAGCUAUCAAUCAACGAGCUGACAAUUUCUCCACAGUGUCCGGAAUGGUGGCUGGAGUGAGCCCCUCACCGUCCCUGUCUGCUCUGUCCAGCCGUGCGGGGUCAGUGUCCAGCCUGCAUGACCGGCUGAUGAUCGCCCCUGGUAGUGAGGAAGCCAUUGAGCGACUAAAGGAGACAGAGAAGAUAAUUGCUGAGCUGAAUGAAACCUGGGAAGAAAAGCUACGUAGAACAGAAGCCAUAAGGAUGGAAAGAGAGGCUCUCCUCGCAGAGAUGGGCGUGGCCAUGCGUGAAGAUGGUGGUACAUUGGGUGUCUUCUCCCCUAAGAAGACUCCUCACCUGGUGAAUUUGAAUGAGGAUCCACUGAUGUCUGAGUGCCUCUUAUACUACAUCAAGGAUGGGACCACCAGAGUUGGGCGUGAAGACGCAGAACGGCGGCAGGACAUUGUGCUGAGCGGACAUUUCAUUAAAGAGGAGCAUUGCAUCUUCCGCAGCGAUAUUAAAUCUUUAGGCGAAGUGAUUGUCAUCCUUGAACCGUGUGAGGGGGCAGACACAUACGUUAAUGGAAAGAAAGUCACUGAGCCAACUGUACUUCGCUCAGGAAACCGUAUCAUUAUGGGGAAGAGCCACGUUUUCCGUUUCAACCACCCUGAGCAGGCCCGUCAGGAGCGUGACAAGACGCCCUGCGCAGAGACACCUGUGGAGCCUGUGGACUGGGCCUUUGCUCAGCGGGAGCUGCUGGAAAAGCAGGGCAUUGACAUGAAGCAAGAGAUGGAGCAGAGGCUUCAGGAACUAGAGACCCAAUAUCGGAGAGAAAAGGAGGAGGCUGAUUUACUUUUGGAGCAGCAGAGAUUGGACUACGAAAGCAGGCUUGAGGCCUUACAAAGGCAGAUGGAUUCUUGCUUUUACCCAGAUAACGCACAGGACGAUGAAGAACCAGAGGAGGAAGUGCAAUGGACAGAGCGGGAGUGUGAGUUGGCACUAUGGGCAUUCCGUAAGUGGAGAUGCUACCAGUUUACCUCCUUGCGUGAUCUGCUAUGGGGAAAUGCCAUCUUUCUGAAAGAGGCCAAUGCCAUCAGCGUGGAAUUGAAGAAAAAGGUACAGUUCCAAUUCGUGCUCCUCACAGACACAUUGUACUCCCCUCUACCGCCUGAUCUCAUGCCUCCUGAUGCUGUCAAGGACAGGGAGAAGCGCCCAUUCCCACGCACCAUUGUGGCUGUGGAAGUCCAAGACCAGAAGAAUGGAGCAACUCACUACUGGACUCUGGAGAAACUCAGGCAGAGACUAGACCUGAUGCGGGAGAUGUAUGAUCGUGCCGCUGAAGUGCCUUCCAGUGUGGUUGAUGACUGUGAUAAUGUUAUGACUGGCGGGGAUCCAUUUUACGAUCGCUUCCCCUGGUUCCGGUUGGUCGGAAGUUCUCCCAUUUUCAACACUUGCAUGACUGAGCGCAUGGCUGAUCUCACCCCCUCCCCCACCUUCUCGAACCCUGACUCUGACAUCACUGAGCUCGCAGAUGAGCACCAUGAUGGGAAGGAGGAGGAGGAGGAGGAGGAGGAGGAGGAGGAGGAGGAGCUGGACGAUGAAACCUUUCUGGAUGAUCCCUUUUCUGACCUGGGGGGAGACGAAGGGUACCAGAUCCACCAUGAUGGCCAGGACCCGUUUUACGACCGCUCACCCUGGUUCAGUUUAGUGGGAAGGGCAUUCGUUUAUCUCAGUAAUUUACUGUAUCCUGUGCCAUUGGUACAUCGUGUGGCAAUAGUCAGUGAGAAGGGAGAAGUCAAAGGAUUUCUACGUGUGGCUGUUCAGGCCAUUUCUGCUGACGAGGAAGCUCCUGAUUAUGGUUCUGGUGUUCGACAAUCAGGAACAGCCAAGAUCUCCUUUGAUGACCAGCAUUUUGAGAAGUUUCAGUCGGAUUGUUGUACAGCUGGCAUGUCUCGCUCUGGCACAUCGCAGGAAGAGCUGCGGAUUGUGGAAGGACAGGGCCAAUCGAGUGAUUCAGGCCCCUCGGCUGAUGAGGUCAACAACAAUACCUGCGCAGCAACCCAGGAGGAACCUGAUAGUCCAGAGAAGUCCCCGGUAGACACACAGAUGGAUGGAAUCGUAGAACAUCUCAAAAUCGGCAGCAACUUCACUUUUAGAGUGACCGUUCUACAGGCCUCGAGUAUCUCGGCUGAAUAUGCUGAUAUCUUCUGUCAGUUCAAUUUCAUUCAUCGUCAGGAAGAAGCGUUUUCCACAGAACCACUGAAAAACACAGGCCGAGGCCCCCCACUUGGUUUUUACCAUGUCCAAAACAUUGCAGUUGAAGUAACCAAGUCCUUCAUAGAGUAUAUUAAGACUCAACCCAUUGUAUUUGAGGUGUUUGGGCACUACCAGCAGCACCCGUUCCCACCACUCUGCAAGGACCUCAUCAGCCCCCUGAGACCAUCUCGUCGACAGUUCCCCCGCGUGAUGCCCCUGUCUAAACCAGUACCAGCUACCAAGUUAAACAGCAUGAACCGACCCACUGCAGGACAAUGCCAGGGCAAGUAUGACUUGCUGGUCUUCUUCGAAAUCUGUGAGCUGGAGGCUACUGGCGAGUAUAUCCCUGCCGUUGUUGACCACAGAGGUGGAAUGCCAUGUCAUGGAACCUUCCUACUGCACCAGGGAAUCCAGAGACGGAUCACAAUUACCAUUGUACAUGAGACAGGAAGUGACAUACGUUGGAAGGAAGUGCGAGAAUUGGUGGUUGGUCGAAUCCGAAGUACACCAGAGUCAGAUGAUUCUGUCAUCGAUCCCAACAUCCUGUCCCUGAAUAUUCUAACUGCUGGCUACACCCACCCAACCCUGGAGGAUCGGCAAUUUCUUGAUUCGGAUAUGCCUAGAUACCUGGAAGAAACAGCAAGCAUAACACAUGGAAAUGACAAUAGAACCUUUUACCGAUUUGAAGCAGGCUGGGAUAGCUCCAUGCACAACUCCCUGUUGCUGAACAGAGUGACCCCAUACGGAGAGAAGAUCUAUAUGACGUUGUCAGCGUAUUUGGAGAUGGCGAACUGUACACAACCUGCAGUUGUUACUAAAGACUUCUGCAUGGUGUUCUACACACGAGAUGCCAGGCUGCCAGCCUCCCGCUCUAUUCGUAACCUCUUUGGCAGUGGAACACUCAAAGCUUCAGAGAGUAACCGAGUGACUGGUGUGUACGAGCUGAGCCUGUGCCGGGUUGCUGAUGCUGUUAGCCCAGGCAUGCAGAGAAGACGCAGACGGGUCCUUGACACUUCCGUAGCCUACGUCCGUGGAGAAGAGAACCUGGCCGGGUGGCGACCUCGAAGUGACAGCCUCAUUCUGGACCACCAGUGGGAACUGGAGAAACUGAGCCUUUUGCAAGAGGUGGAAAAGACCCGACACUAUCUGUUAUUGCGUGAGAAGCUGGAGAGCACACUGAGGUCAGGCUGCGAUUCGGUCUCCUCAUAUACCAGUGAGGACCUUAGCGAAUCCCAAAGCAUCUCCUCAACAUACAGCCUACACUCAACAGGCAGCAAUGACAUGCCAACCUCUACCUGCACCACCACUGAACGGCAGAAAGAGUUAGCAGCUAAGUGCCUCCGACUCCUAUCCCACACAUUUAAUAGGGAGUACAGCCAUGUCUGUAUCAGCGCCAGUGAGAGCAAGAUAUCUGAGAUGUCCGUCACAUUGACAAGGGACACGUCAUUCUCUACAUUGAGCAACACAACACUGCCCCCUUCCUCGACCUGUCCCUCUCUGCUGGAAGGACAGUACAUCGCCCCAGAGCUCAGGACCCCUGAGACCCAAUCCAGAGAAAUCAGUCCUGAUCCUGAUUCACUACAAGAAGGUGAAUUGAAGAAAUCUCCUGUUGCCGGCAAGGAUGAGAAAGGAAGCGCUCGCAUGUUUGUAGCUGAUAUCCAGGAGAUCAGAGUGAGUCCGAUUGUAUCAAAGAAAGGGACCCUGCACUUCCUGGAGCCUCAGACCAAUGGUUGGGUGAAGCGUUAUGUGGUUGUACGGCGGCCAUACGUCUACAUUUACAACACCGAUAAGGACACAGUGGAGCGAGCCAUCCUUAACCUGUCAGCAGCACAAGUGGAAUACAGCGAGGACCAACAGGCCAUGCUCAAGACUCCAAACACAUUUGCUGUGUGCACUGAGCACCGUGGGAUAUUGCUGCAAGCCUGCAACGAUAAAGAGAUGCAAGACUGGCUGUAUGCCUUCAACCCCCUCCUUGCUGGGUCAAUCAGAUCAAAGCUGUCUAGAAGGAGGAGCAGUCAGAUGAGGAUCUGAUAUAAAUCCUUGAUGCAAAUAAAAUUCCACUCCAAUCCAGUGACAUCAUACUGGACUCUUGUACAUAAUCAACCCAGUCCUUCCAGCAUUGACGUGAAUGCCAUCUAACAUGCCUGCUCUACAUGUAGUCAUUUAUUGAGGAACAAAAAUUAAUAGUUGUGUGAAAGCAAAAACUGUGUCGCCUGGCGCUGGGAAGCGCCGUGUUACGUGUGCGUGUGAUGAUCUGUGUGUCUUCAGUAAGUGAUUAGAUAUCACUGAUGAACGAGCUCCGUGAUGUGGACACUAGAUGCUGUAUGUGUUCCUUCUAUUUUUUUUUGAUUGGGGUGUUUGGAGGCUUGAUGUGGGGAAAGGGUGUGGCAACAUUUUGUGGCACUAACUGUCAUGUCCAGCAGAAAGGCUGAAAUGGAUGUUGCAGCACAUUUCGACACUAAUCCUUUCCCUGAGUUUUGAGAUGUCUCCUAAAAAGGAUACAGAAGGUGGUAGCUGAACGAAUGAGAGCUCCUCUUUGAGGAGGUUGGCACUGGCAAAGCCCACACUGAUUUGCUGACUGAAUUAUCCCCUUAAAAGCAAAUUUGGCCUCCCAACAGGCAACAUGAGUGGUUUGAAAUUUGUUCCUGAGAAGAACUAGGAGUUUAUUUUUUGCGGGAGCGAACAAGUUAUCUAUUUAGGCAGGAGGAAGUUAAAUGAGAAUCGCUAGGUCUGGAGUUCCAAUGGAGGAGUAAAGGGGUAAAUGUAUAUAUUUCAUGUUCACCUCUCUAAUGAUAGUGAAUUCGUAAACUUGAAUAAUAAAUGUUACUGCUGAGGUCAGUCGUUCUUGUCCCCUCCCCAGGCUCACAUGUUGGGUAGCCCUUGUCCACCUGCUUGCCCAUGUUUAUGUCGUCUGCUUGGAUUUUUGUGUAACAUCUCAGCACCAGUGUGACACAGGACCUGAAAGUUAGAAUGUUUUGUAGGUGUACUGGCUUUGGAAGUGAGCUGCGCUGAAUUUCUGAAUCCAUGGCUGAUGCAGGAGAUGCCAAGACACUUGAAGGUCUGCUAAUUACCAGCCUGGUGCCAAUGUCAUCAGCAUUGUGACCCUUGACUGGUUGGGGCUAGGGCCAAGGCUUAGAAUGGACAGAUUACUUUUUUCUUGAUCGUUUACAUCAACUGCUUCUAAAAGCCAGUGUUGCUACCUCUCUAACUCCUUCAGAUUUGGAGUAUCUGCCCUGUUUGAUCUAUCUUUUCUUUUGGGUAGCAAAGAAGCUCAUGGACCUGUUCUGAUUUGGGACAGUCUCUCCUGUUGUCCCAGAUCUGUCGACAAAGGUUAGCUGCAUUGCAGAGGAUGUAUUACCUUUGAAACAUAGAAGCUGUGUAUGUCUGACGGAGCAUUAAUCUACAGCUAGUGGUUGCAUUCUCAGUGUUAUAAGCAAGUUGAGUAUUCUAACAGGGGACUUGAAGGCUCUGUGGUGGUGGUGGAGGGUAUGUGUGCGCGGGGCAGAAGAUUGGGGACUUCUGGGCUUUCAUUCAUUCCUUAACUGUUCAAACCUGGAGCAGACAUUUCGAUUUUGCAGUGUUGGUAUGGGAGUCAUGGCUUCGACCAUUGGUCAGAAUUCUGUCCAGCCCACAUAACGCCAUGUGGGUUACAGACUCAUAAUGAUGAGGAUCUCCAUAAGCCCUAUGGUGCUUUAUUUAAACCAAAUACAAAGGGAAGGUCACCACUAGUCCUCCAUGUACUCCCCAAACUGUCCAGAUGGAGACGAAAAUAUCACCUACUUCUCGGAAUCCUGCAAUAUCCUAAAGGCAGCAUAUAAAUCACACCUAUAUGUACAUUGCAUCCUUGUAUUAUGUUGGUUGUUUCUUGAAACUUAAGAGCUCACUGCUGUAUAUAUAUGUUGCACCCCUCUAUUGAUAAGUAUAUGUUGUAUUCUACUGGCUAUUAUAAAUCAUUAAGACGACAUUGUCAAAUUCAAGUUCAAUGCAGGAACAUUCAAUUGCUGCUAAGUAGAAAACCACAAACUGUCACAUUGAUGAGUACAGUAACUUUAAGGUUGCCCAUUAUGCACUGGAUUUCACGAUGUUUCAUAGCUUGAAUGUGAACUGUUGCGAGUUGGAAGUAUCUAAGUCCUGGUCUAUAUCCUUCCAGCCUUUAAAGUGUCAGUACCUCAGAGAAGGCAUUGAUCAUUGCAGCGAUGCACAUUGGAACAGGUGCCCUGUACCGCGCUCUGUUGCACUUUUCCCAUGUUCUUUUCACUGACUGUGUGUUUGUUCAGUCAAGUGCUUUUCCUUGUAUUCUGUGCACAAGAAGGCUGUCCUGUAGUUGAGCGUGUUGGCAUUUCCCUCCCACCACAGGGCUACCACAGGUAUCACUUUUCUCUCACCGCCCUUUAUUGCUUCUGCAUUUGAAGAAUCCUUCUCCUGAUGUACAACCACUUCAGCAGCAGUCUUUGUUGGAGAAACUUGACAUCUGUCUUUGGGUGGCAGUAAUCCCUUAGCACUGCCAGUGAGGUUGUUUACAGCCCCACAGCUUUGUCUGGCUUUCAUUUGGUUUUGAACCUUUAUCGGUGGGUGUGCACCAUCCCAGAGAGCUCUCCAGAAUGUAAUUAAUACAGAUGGGUUGACCUUCCAAAUAUAGGCUCCAUGUGUGAAGGCUUGGCCAAAUUCACACACUCUGAUAUCCUGAUAAUGCUGCAACUGAACGACAUUCCUCACAGAAACGUGAAGUCGCAAAAUCCAUUCGGAGCAGCCGGCCUGUAAACCUGUGGAUAAUUGGAUUACCUAGAGGCAUGUUGAAGGAUAUGGGGCAGAAGUCCACAAAGGCUAGUGGAAAUGUCGAAUUCUCUUGCCUUCAAAACAACUAUCGGGAGUAGGUCAAUUGGAAAGUGUAAAACUGACACUGAUAAAUGUUAGUUAGAUGAGAGUAUUAAGCAUAAUGGAACCCAGUUGGGGAAAUAGAAUUAAGGUAAGCCAAUAUUUAAUUGACUGGCAGAACAGGCUCGAUGGAAUUACGCUUCCUAUAUUCAAACAAUCAAUUAUCAAUUAUCAUUUUAGAAAUUGGUCGAGUGAGUUUGCUGCAUCUUUCUGCUCUUUGUCACCAUCUAGUGAUGUCUCAUGGAAAGGUAAUGUAAGUGCUCAGUUGAAAGUAGCAGUAGGCUUGGUUGUAAAGUCUGCACUGUAAUACUCUGCUUACAGUUACAGACACACAUCACAAAUGAUCACUUCAGAGGAGAUGCCGGAAGAUGGCCAAUCUUGGUGGCACCAUAUAAUGGCCAUUGAUUUAAAGAGGGGGGCAAUUGGCUUGAAUGUAUGGGAGUCUGUAUGAAAACAAAUUACUGAGUAUCUGGAAUAAUAGUAGAACUUCACUGUAGCACAUUCAAUCCAGAGGCCUGCACACACAUGACAGCAGCUAAUAAGUAUGCCAUCCUGACUACUUCCCAAUUCACAGUAGUUUGGAUAGAAUUGUUGAAAAUCCUUGGAGUAGAAGACCCCCGUGUUCUGAAGAAUUGGUUUAUGUUCACAAAUUUGACUCCUUAUAUUUGAAAUACUAGAAGUGUAGCAUAGAGUCAGAGAGUCGUACAGCACACAAUCAGAUCCUUUGUUCCAAUUCACCUGCACCAUCCAGACAUCUUAAUCUGACCCACUCCCUUUUGCCAACAUAUGACCCAUAUCCCUCUAAACCCUCCUUAUUCAUGUAUCCAUCCAGAUGCCUUUUAAAUGUUAUAAUUGUAGCCAC